CCCAGCUUCCUAUUACCAUGGAUAAACAGUCCACGGUGGAGUUUCGAAAUGUGGGGCAACUGUACUUCCCCCAAACCAGAGUGGAGUGCCACUACAGUCUGACCUCUGACCAUCAGUGGAGCAGCAGUGACUGGAUAGGGAUUUUUGAGAUGGGCUGUUCUUCAGUGACACAGUAUUACACAUAUACAUGGGCUCUUGUUCCUGAAGGGUACACUGAGGGUACCAAUGUCAACUGCUGUGUACUUUUCCAGGCAUUCUACCUGCCCCGCCCCAGUGCUGUGGAGUAUCAGUUCAUAUAUGUGGAUAAGAUGGGAAAGGUGUGUGCCCGUAGUCGCCCUUUCACUUUCCGUGCUCCCAAGCCGUUGGAGGAGCUGGAGACUCUGAAAGAGGAUCAAGAUGAGGAGGAUGGAGAGGAGGAGCUGCUCCUGGUCAUCCCCAGGGCUCAACUGCUUCAGAGUCGGCUGGAGGAAUGCUUAAAAAAACAGGUGGAUAUACAGCAGGCUCUGGAUGUGGCAAAAAAGGAGGUAGUGAAUGAGAAAGAGAACAGCAGAAAAGCGAGGAUGGAGUGGGAGCGUGAAAGAAAAGCAAUGAAGGAGGAGAUCUCAGAGCUUAGAGACAACUUAAGAAACAGCUGUGAGAUGUUGACGAGGAUGGAGGGAAAACACAAGAAUGUAAAAUACAGUCAGGAAAAUCUGACAUCCGAACUGAGUAAACACAUGGCUGAAAAGGCUGAAUGUCAGCAGAGAAACAAAGAGCUGGAGAAGGAUCUCAAGGCCCUUAAAGAAAGGGAGAAAGAGGAAAACGGGGACCUGGAAAGGCUGAAGGAGAGAGUGAAGAAAAUGUCCACUCAAAUGAAACACGAUGAGGAAAAGAGAAAAUGUCUGCAGGAGGAGAACGAGGCUGCUCUGGCGCAGGCACAAGGGCUGCAGGAGCGUCUGGAGGCUUGUGAGCAUGAAGCUGAAGGCCUGCGUAGGGAACUGAGAGAGCUGGGCACCCGUCAGGGCCAUACCAACACUGAGCUGCAUCAAGCCCGGCUGCAAGUAGCCCAGCUCACCCUGCAACUGUCUGAGGAGAACCUGGUCCUCAGGGAGGAGCGUGCCAACUGGGCUCUGGAAAGAGAGGCUUGCAAACACGCAGCAGAAACUGAUAAAAAGAAAAUGCAAGAACUGAGCUGCGAGGUGGAGCGGAGGCAGGAGUGGCUCCAGGAGGAGAGGAUGGAGAGGGAGAAACUGGAAUUAGAGCUUGGACGAGAGAGAGAUUGCAGUCGAGUGCUGCUGAGUGACACUAAGCGAGAGCUACAGGAGCUGAAGGCCAGUUUGAGGAAAGCCCAGACAGAGAGAGAGGAGCAGCAGGUGGAGAAACAGGACCUGCUGAACUUCAUCCGUCAGUUAGAGCAGAGGUUGGGGAUUGUGCCAGAAAGUACAUCAAAUGGGGAAAUUCCAACAUGCGUCUCUUCUGGCACUUCCUCUGAGGAUGACAAGGAAGCUUCUCCACCUUCACCCAGAUCGAUCCGUUCACCUCUUUUCUUGUCCGCUCACCUGGAACGGCCCAACAGAGCUGAGACCAUUGCUGCUGAGACACACAGCAUAAGCAAAGAAGACACACCAGCCUCUGACACACAGGAUGUGUGGAGGCAGCACUGUGAGCCCCGAGCCUGUGAAGGGAAGCAACUGAUCCUACCAGAACUCACCGACCCUAUCCUGAGUGACUGGGCUGACUGCCCCAUGUGGUAACACAAAGAAACGUGGACGGCAAGUUGCUUGUUUACCACUGUGGUGCAACUUCAUGCGGAUCAUUAGAAAACCUUUGGGAUUAUUCUGUUGUUGUUUUCUAGUUGAUCACGUAGGAAAUGGUCUUUACAAAGGUCAUAUUUAUGGUGCAGAGCUUUUAGUGUGCGAGUGUCCAUAUUUAAGGAAAACACUGCACAAUUUGUGAGUCUUAAGUGUCCAGACUUUGGUUUAUUAGUGUGGCUAAUGGUUUUAUUACUGCUAAAGGAUAAACAAAACUCUUCUUUAGACUUUCAUGAGCAGGUAUUAAUUGUCUUAAAAAUAUUUCAGUUUAAUUUAGGCUCCAUUUACAAUCCAUAGAUUUUCUAACUUUUGAUUAAAAGGGAAAGUGUUGUUGGUGCCAUGAUGAAUGCAAUACAUCUUGUUUCAGUAGAAUAUCAGCCCAUAACCUCUGCAUGUGAGUGUGAAUCCUGAAACCGUGUCAAAAGUGUGGGUGUGUGUUACAGACAAGUGUGAAAUGUUCUGUUGCAGCUUGUCGAGCACAGCGUCAUGUUGGACGAACAUGAAAGUUAAUUUAUGACAUUUCUGUUUGUUGAUCCGAGCUUCUGUCAGAGAGACACUGCUCUUUAAUAAACUAUGAUGAUAAAUACAUGUUGAUGGCAGUUUGUGUUUUGUAAGUUUCCAUCCCGAGACUUUCUGUGUGUAAAGUGACGGCAAAGAAAAGGACAACUGGACGCUGAAACGUCUGAGAACGAAAAGCGUCUUUAUCAAAAUACAAGAAAGACAACAACAAGUAACAAAUGAGCAAACAACAAGCAACAAAUAAGCAAAUAUCAAAAUGUAAAAACAAGAGUCAGUCCAGUCUUUGUUUUUCCGUGUGUGUGUGUGUGUAUGUGUGUGUGUGUGUGUGUAUCAGAGCUAUUUCUGUAAAAGUCCAAUUGAAAUAAAAAGCAUGAGGUGUCUGAAUCCCUGAACAUGAAGACAAGUUAUUUGCACACUAUAAAGAUUGUGUUUAUAAAAAGUAAGACAUCAGUUAAAAAAACAACAACAAAAUGUAACAGAGAUGGUUCCAGCGUCAAAGUCAUUAAAAUCAUGAAAUUUCAUCUACCACACAUUACUAAGGGAAUAUAUUUCAUGUCAAUGACCUCAAUAGAACUUUUAUUAAUGAACGUUCUUUUUCUUUUGCUUUUGUCCACAUUAUGUAAUACUGUAUCUUUGGUCUUUUUGGAUUUUUCAAACUCACAUGCAUACAUACAGAGCUGAGGCCUUUGUGACCUCGUCCACGGCUUACUUAUUGCACCAGCUCAAAUUCAAGAAAAGAAACAAGUCUACGAGAUAAAGAAGAAAAAAAAACAGGAAAACAUUUUAUUAUGAAAUAUCGUGGUUAUGUGAUGCAGAAACAUAUUUAAGUACUAAACUACAUAGUAUGCAGAGUUGGCUGACGAUGUGCAAAAUAUUGACUGUGUGCGUCUCUGUGUGAGUGUGUGUGUGUGUGUGUGUGUGUGUAUGUGUGUGUGUGUGUGUGUGUGUGUGUGUGCGUGUGUGUUUGUGUGUGUGACAGAUGAAAAACACUGAAGAUAACUUUUGAUUGUGAUGUCACCGCCCUAUAUCACAAUUGGCAUUCUAAAAAGAAAAUAUUGUGGCGUCUGUGUUGAUUAUUUAACACUUAAAUCAACCCCUGUGUAGUUCAUGGCUUUACAUAUGGUACUAAGGACAUGUCUAACUUAUAUAUAUAUAUAUAUAUGGUCACUGCUUCAAAGCUGCUGGUGUAGUUGCCACUAUCAUCAUGUGGGAUCAGUUUUCCUCUUAUAUUCUCUACAUCUUCUCUUUCUCUGCUUCAUUCAGGGAGUGAAUGUCUCCAUAUAUUAUCAGAAACAUGCAGUCCUUUUUUCGGAUAUUACACACUACCUCCAACUUUUUAUCCCUCAUUUAAAAAAAGAAAACUAAAUUUAAAAAAAGUUGCAGCUUUACUGCAAUGUCUCAUGCCAUGAAGGACAACAUGCUGAUGGAGAAUCUUUUCCCUUAAGGAAUUCAGUGAGCCUCACACUGUCUUUCAUUAAACAGAUACUGACAAAAAAAGCUGUACAGUCUCAAGUAAAAACAAGUUAUAAGUAUUUAUUUUACAAAAUCCAUGUAUUGCAUCACUCAUUAGAUACAGCACACAUGAACACACAUCAUCUGACACUAUCGCCCUGUACUGCAGCAGACAGGUCACCCAAUGUAAAGCUUUUGUUUUGUUGUUAAUUAUGUUGGACGGUUGCAACACUCAUGUGAUUCUUGGUCAGCUUGCAUCGGCAAUGUCGCACUGUCCAACAGGGGUCUUUGGGUGAGUGAAUUAUUUUAAAAACAUUUAGUUCUUUGCUACAAAAUCUAUUUUAUGUGCAUUUUUAUGAUACUAAUAAUUGGACUUCUGGAUAAAUGUUCACUGUGGAUUGUGGCAGUGAUGACAGCAACAUCACGUCUCUACAACAUCACUGUGUACUGGUAAAUGCUCUCGGUUACACAUUCAAGCACACACGCACACACACACACCUGAGGUUUUCUGUGAAGUAAACUGCUUUUAUAUGGUAACGUCUGUUGGGAUGAUUCUUCCUCACUCUUGGAAAAAUUAAAA
Molecule: messenger RNA, 4341 nt
Organism: Epinephelus moara (kelp grouper)
Lineage: Eukaryota; Metazoa; Chordata; Actinopteri; Perciformes; Serranidae
Product: calcium-binding and coiled-coil domain-containing protein 1-like
Exons: 13
Coding region: 18-1733 (571 amino acids)
Source: RefSeq, a predicted model, not a curated record